Molecule: messenger RNA, 1151 nt
Organism: Diachasmimorpha longicaudata
Lineage: Eukaryota; Metazoa; Arthropoda; Insecta; Hymenoptera; Braconidae
Exons: 1
Molecular function (GO): zinc ion binding; nucleic acid binding
Source: RefSeq, a predicted model, not a curated record
UACAACUUUUUAUUGUGGAAUCACGACUAUUUAAGUGUGAAAUUGACAGUGAACUGGUUCGUUCGUGAUUUAAAAAAAACGAUUGCUAAUAACUCAACUUCACGGAAAAGACACCACAAUGAAGUUUCGCAAAACAAAGGGAGCCAUAUCCAACCUGAUGACCAGCAAGGCAGAUCAUAUACUCCAGAAGGUGAUCCACCGGGUACAGGUAGAGGGUCUUACAAUCCCGUGUGCUGUGAUGGUACUUCCGUGUCCGGUGAGUCCGACUAUGCUAGAUGGUUGAGAACCAUAGAAAAUUUACGGUCAACGGGUUCAAGUAGGUCGACUAAUUUUGUGAAUGAAAAGGUACUGCCGCUAUUUGAUCCGCGAAACAAGCAAUUAUCAGCAAGCGACUGGUUGAGGAAGGUCGAAAUGUGUGCGAUGAUGUACGGGUGGGACGACAUACAAAAAAUGUAUUUUGCGCAGUUAAAAUUAAGCGGCAUAGCUAGACAGUGGUAUGACGGAUUGAGAACUCCACCGAUUACGUGGGUAGAAUUUAAAUGUACGGUGUCCCGUCAGUUUGCGCAGGAUGAAAAUUUCGGGAAAUAUUUUAGAGAGGCUGAUAGAUAUACAAGUUCGAUGGCCGCAUCAUUGCAAGAGUAUUGUUACGAAAAAAUAAGUCGGAUCAAUCGUCUGGGAUUCGAUAUCCCCGAAGAGAAAUUAGUCCAAUUCAUCAUAUUCAGUAUUGAUGAUGAGAAUAUCCGGAACAGUUUAUUAGGGUCAACUAGAACAACAAUUGCGGAAUUGAGUAGUUGUUUGGGAAAUUUUGAUUCAAAAAGCUUGAAAGAAGCAAGAAUUACGACAGAAAAAAGAUCUUUUAGUCAAAAUGGGCCGAGAAAUAGGGAUAAACGCAUGGAAAAAGUUAUUUGUUUUAAUUGUGGCCAAAGGGGGCAUCGUAAAAAUAAUUGCCCAAAUAAUAAAGAAAAUCAUAACGAACUUAACAGCAACAAAACCAACUCACAACUAGCACAUACUUUCCAAAAUUAUGAUAAAUCGAGAAACAAAUGCAGCUAUUGUUAUCUGGCUGGCCAUAAGGAAAGCCAGUGUUAUAAGAAAAAGAGGGAGGAAGAAGGGAAAAAGAAAGCAUGACUAACCCGAGAAGGAAAAACUUC